AUGGCAAGUGAUGAAAAGAAAAUGGUGUCAGCUAGUAAACCGGCCCUCUCCCCAAACAAUGAUGAUUUAAAUAGUAAUGUGCUCUCCAUGAUGUACAAAUUUUUCAAAAAGGUAUCGGUUGUUGGUGCGGUGUACCUCGUAGGUUAUUUGCAAUGGAGUGUUGCAUGGCUUAUUGGUCCCGUUAUAUUAUCUGUACUGCGUGACCAAUGGCGAAAGGAGAGUGAAUAUCGUCGAAACGUGGCCAAGGCUACCGCACAGUCCUCUGAAAAAGAUGUUGUUUUAGCCAGACUUGACGAUUUACCAGCAUGGGUAUUCUUCCCUGACGUUGAACGUGCUGAGUGGUUAAAUAGGAUCCUACUGCAAGUGUGGCCAAAUGUGAACCAGUUUGCUCGCAACAUUCUAAAGGAAUCUAUCGAGCCGGCGGUGGCCGAAAGCUUGGCAAAUUACAAACUGAAUGGAUUCAAGUUUGAACGCGUGAUUCUCGGUACCAUUGCCCCUCGCGUCGGUGGCGUCAAAGUCUAUGAUAAGAACCUUUCAAGAAGUGAAAUCAUCAUGGAUGUUGAUUUGUUUUACGCCGGCGAUUGCGACAUAUCCUUUGUGUUACAAAGAAUACGUGGGGGCAUUAAGGAUCUUCAGAUACAUGGCAUGGUGCGCGUCGUAAUGAAACCUCUUAUAACCAAGAUGCCUUUAGUGGGUGGCCUUCAGAUUUUUUUUUUAAACAAUCCCUCUAUAGACUUCAACUUGGUCGGUGCUGCUGAUAUUCUAGAUAUGCCUGGGUUCAGUGACAUUCUACGUCGUUGCAUCGUUGAACAGGUGGCAAAAAUGAUGGUACUUCCUAAUAAGUUACCCAUUAAGUUGAGUGACGAAAUACCUACAGUUGACCUCAGAAUGCCAGAGCCGGAGGGUGUACUUCGUAUUCAUCUCGUCCAAGCGCAGAAUCUCAUGAAGAAAGAUGUAUCGAUGCUUGGCAAGGGUAAGUCUGAUCCGUAUGCGAUCAUAACGGUAGGUGCACAACAAUGGAAGACCAAGCACAUCGACAACACCGUGAACCCUCGAUGGGACUACUGGUGUGAGGCGCGUAUAAUGCAAAUUCUGGGCCAAGUGUUGGAAAUCGAAGUGUUCGACAAGGACGAGGGCAAUGAUGACGACGAACUGGGCAAGUGUUCGUUAGACAUUUCUCAAGUAGUGCGUCUGGGUCGUUUGGAUAAGUGGCAAACUCUUCAGCAAGCCAAACAUGGCAAGGUGGAGUUGCGUCUUUCAUGGCACCGUUUGACUACUGAUCUAACGGAACUAAGCCGUGCAUUGACCGAGACAAUGUUGGUCAAAACCGGAGACCUUAGUAGCGCGGUACUCUCGGUUUACAUUGAUUCUUGUAAGAAGUUGCCGAAUGCUCGCCCUCAGUCGAGGCCCGACCCAUACCUGACCGUGACAGUGGGUAAAAAGACUGAGAACAGCGCUGUACAAAUGAGAACUGACGAUCCCGUGUAUGAGAUAGGAUACUCAUUCCUGGUGCAAAACCCUGAAAUUGAUAAUCUAGAGAUCAAGGUUUUGGACUCAAAAACCGGCAGUCAACUAGGUCAACUAGUUUAUGGGAUUUCUACUUUAUUAAAACAAAAGGAUUUGACUAUGAUAACUCAGCCCCUCAUGCUGCAGAAAUCCGGCCCCGAGUCGAAAAUAAUUUUGUCUCUAAAACUACGUAUUUUCAAAGAAGCUAUAAGAGAAGAAGAAUAUGAAGAGGAAGACAUUGAUCCAUCUUUACCUGAGGAACAGUCACCGCCCAUUUCUCCCACAGCGCCACCGCCGAUUUUGGAGACCAUUGAUGCAGCUGCUCCUAACCCAAUACCAUACCGAGCAGCUAAUCUAACUGAACCUGAGCUCAAAAACAUCAACGACGAAGAGCCAGAUACCAGUUCUCAAAAGUCUGUACCCGUUGAAACUAUCGAAAAGGCAGUUGACGUGCCUCAAGAGUAUUCGCCACCCGCUGAAAGGGAUUCCCCAAAACUUGUUCAUAGAACCUCAUCCCUGACAACAUCGUCGGGGGAAGCAGGAUUAGGACGGAUAUUGCUGUCAUUACGCUACAGUAUGCAGAACCAAACGCUUUAUGUUGUUGUGCAUAAAAUAAUGCAUAUACCCCUGAAGGACCCGAGCAAUGUACCUGAUCCAUAUGUGAAAUUGUACUUACUGCCGGGGCGCUCCAAGGACUCCAAACGUAAGACAGUGGUGGUGAAAGAUAGUUGCAUGCCCGAAUACGACGAGCAGUUUGAGUGGGUGAUCCCAUUAACGGAACUCCACUCGAGACACCUAGAAAUUACUGUCGCAACACACAAAGGUUUUCUUGGAGGCAGCCCUGUAAUUGGACAGGUUAUAGUUCAUCUGAACCAGUAUGAUUUCCGCGAAGCGAAAACGCUUUGGUUUGACCUGAUGCCUGAGACAACAACGCCUAGGGAUUAG
Arctia plantaginis is the source of this 2451-nucleotide messenger RNA. The record is from the annotation of a GenBank genome assembly. Lineage: Eukaryota; Metazoa; Arthropoda; Insecta; Lepidoptera; Erebidae.